GUAGAGAUGGUAAUAAUCAAAUGUACCCUGUUGCUUGGGCUGCUGUGGCAACUGAAACAUAUGAAUCCUGGUACUGGUUUCUAGGGCUGCUACAGAAAGAUCUCGACAUCUGCAAUGGAGGGGAAGAUUGGGUGGUAAUAUCUGACCAACAAAAGGGCUUGCUAAAGGCAGUGAGUGAACUGGUUCCUAAUGCUGAACACAGGAUGUGUGCAAGGCAUAUAUAUGCAAAUUGGAGGAAGAUACAUACAGAUAAGGAGUUGCAAAAGAAAUGGUGGGGUUGUGCUAAGGCACCUAAUAGAAUACUUUUCAAUUACAAUAGGGCCCGCCUAGCUCAAGAUACACCACAAGGAGCUCAGGAUAUGAUGAAGACUAGCCCUGAGCACUGGAGCAGAGCAUUCUUCAGGUUGGGAUCCAAUUGUGACUCCGUGGACAAUAAUCUGUGUGAGAGCUUCAACAACUGCAUCAUGGAUGCAAGAUUCUUUCCUGUUAUUUCCAUGAAUGAAGCAAUUAGGAAGAAGUUAAUGGUGAGGAUUCAAGAGAACAGAGCAAGGGCAGAGAAGUGGACAGGGACAAUUUGCCCUAACAUUUUCAAGAAGCUGAAGGUCAACAUCAUAAGGUCAGGCAAAUGUGAUGUGCUGUGGAAUGGAGAUGAUGGCUUUGAGGUGCAGAUGAAAGAGAGUCACAGGUUCAUUGUCAGCUUGGAGCAAAGGACUUGCUCAUGUAGGUACUGGCAGCUUUCAGGACUGCCCUGCUGCCAUGCCAUCAGCUGCAUCUACAAAGCUUCCAAAGUGCUGGAUGAAUUUAUAGCUCCAUGUUUCUCUGUGUCAGAGUACAAUAAAACCUAUGCUCAUGUCCUCCAGCCAGUUGAGGGCCCAGCCAAUUGGCCAAUUUCUGAUAUGCCAAGGCCAGAACCUCCAGGUUUUGUCAAGAUGCCAGGUAGGCCCAAAACUGAGAGAAGGAGGGAGCCUGGUGAGGCACCAAAGGGGACAAAGCUUAGCAGGGUUGGCACAAAGAUGACUUGCAGGCUGUGUGGAAAAUCAACUCACAAUGCAAGAAGGUGUCCAAAGAACCCAGAAGCAGGCAAAAAAAAGAAUGCACAUAUAAAGAGGGAUGCAAAGAAGACGAAGAAAGAUGGGCAGCCAUCAACUUCGGCAAAUCGACAAUCUACAUCCAGGGGUAAAAAGAGGAAACUUAGUGAGGACCUGGCUCAAGGCCCUGCUCAAGUUCCUGUCCAUGCUCCCGCACAAGGUACCUGGGGCAGCCAGACAAGUUCCAUUACCCAGCCAGCAAACCAAGGAGGGACAUCUCUAAGGCGUUCAAGAAUUGCCCAUCUGUUGUUUGGGGACAACAUCUAG
Molecule: messenger RNA, 1355 nt
Organism: Panicum virgatum (switchgrass)
Lineage: Eukaryota; Viridiplantae; Streptophyta; Magnoliopsida; Poales; Poaceae
Exons: 3
Coding region: 21-1355 (444 amino acids)
Molecular function (GO): zinc ion binding
Source: RefSeq, a predicted model, not a curated record